Molecule: messenger RNA, 531 nt
Organism: Knipowitschia caucasica
Lineage: Eukaryota; Metazoa; Chordata; Actinopteri; Gobiiformes; Gobiidae
Source: the annotation of a GenBank genome assembly
AUGGCAUCCAUCCACCUUCCAGGGACCUUAAAGACGUCUAUUUCCGCCAGGGUCAUAGGCUCUCCACCGUGCUGUCCCGGUGUGGGCCUUAGCACGGGUGGGUGUGUUACCAAUCACAUCAGCAAGAAACGCAUCACUUACCUCUACCCUCACAGACAAGGCCAUCCCACCAGCAUGUGCUCCCAAAAGAUGGGCACCCAAGGAGAAACGCCCACCACACCCAGCAUCAGCAGCAGCACAGCACUACAUGGACUUUAUGAACGUCCGGUCCAGGGCAUGUCCAGGGUGAAGCACUUGAGGGUCACAGCGCACCUGCGGGACAUGUCCCAAAGUGGGAAGCAGGGACUGACAAUGAUGUGGUUUAUAAAGCAGAGGAAGCGCAGCAUCCAGCCAGAGGCCGCCUUCCCCCCCAAACCCCAGCCUCCCCCUGUGGCACGCGCUGCAGAGGCUUCUGUACCAGCUACAUUGGUCGGACAACGUGAGAUCCGCUUCGAAGUCAAUGACGUCUUUGAAACUGCUCAAAGAAGGUAA